AUGAUAGAUUGUACUGUCCUUGUAUUGGGUGCAGGUGGUUUGGGCUGUGAAAUCCUCAAGAAUUUGGCCAUGCUACAGGUAAGAAACAUUCAUGUUGUUGAUUUAGAUACAAUUGAGCUAACUAAUUUGAACAGGCAGUUCCUAUUCACCGAAUAUGAUAUUGGGAAACCAAAAGCUGAAGUGGCAGCAAAAUAUAUCAAUAACUGGAAUGAAGUACGGCAAAUGGAGAACAAAGGAUACCCAGAAGUCAUAGUGACACCUUAUGUGCGAGACUUAACACUAUUUCCAGUAGAGUUCUUCAAGCAAUACCAGUUUGUAAUAUCAGGUUUAGAUGCUAUAGAGCCACGCAGAUAUGUCAACAAGGUGCUUGUGCAGAUAACAAGAGAAACGCAUUUUGAAGUAUGUAUACCAUUCAUCGACGGAGGCACUGAGGGCUUAAAAGGUCACAUAAAGACAAUUAUACCAGGUAUUACUGCAUGCUGGGAAUGUUCUCUUGAUACCCUUCCGUUGCAGCAGCAUUCGGUUCCCAUGUGCACUGUUGCCAAUAACCCGAGAGUUUUAGAACAUGUCAUUGAAUAUGUAGCUACUGUCGAAUGCCCCGAUUCUGAGUUGGAUAAUCCUGAAGAAGCAGCUCUGGUCUUGGAGAGGUGUUUCACAAGAGCAAGAAAAUUCGACAUCGAUCAUAGAAAACUGAAUAUGAGCUACAUGUUAGGUGUGAUAAAACGCAUUGUACCAAGCGUUAGCACGACUAACACAAUUGUAGCAGCUGCCUGUUGCAACGAGGUAGUUAAAAUCUACUUCGAUAUGGUAGCGGAUUAUGACAACAUAACCAAUUUCAUUAUGAUAAAUGGCGCCGAUGGCUUUUUCAUGCACAAAUUCAAGUAUGAGAGGAAACCCAACUGCCUGGUUUGCAGCGGUUUAUAG
Molecule: messenger RNA, 924 nt
Organism: Zygotorulaspora mrakii
Lineage: Eukaryota; Fungi; Ascomycota; Saccharomycetes; Saccharomycetales; Saccharomycetaceae
Gene: UBA3
Product: NEDD8-activating protein UBA3
Exons: 1
Coding region: 1-924 (307 amino acids)
Biological process (GO): protein neddylation
Cellular component (GO): nucleus; cytoplasm
Molecular function (GO): NEDD8 activating enzyme activity
Source: RefSeq, a predicted model, not a curated record